CUGUUCCGGGCAGUGAGUGAGUUGUUUCUUGUCUUCUUGAGCCUCUUUAGGCUUUUUUCUGGUUUUGUUCUUGCGCAUGCGCUCAAGGAGAAUAUCAAUCUUUCUCUCUUCUCUUCAGCUUCUGUUCGUUUGCAGCAGAACAGAACAGAGAAUAUCAAAUCCUAACAAAGGACAAGGAGAGAGAGAGUGUGGCUAUUUCAGCGGCCGUCUAAGUUUGAAACUUUGGCAUAUUUUAAUGACACCCAGUCAUUAAAAAUUAAGACUUUGGUAGUCAUCUUCUCCUUGUUCUCAUUCUCCCGUCCUUGUCCGUUCUCUCCCGUCAACGUUGCCUCUUUCUCUUCAAGUUUUCAAAUAGUGGCUGAUGACGCCGGAGAAGGAGAAGGAGAAGGAGAAGGAGAAGGAGAAAGAAGAGGAUCAGGUGGUUCUUGAUGCAGGGAUGAAGAGGUACAGAAAUGGAGAAAUCUGGGAGUUUGAGGAUGACAUGGGUGUGUCAGAUGGCGGCACUGGAGUCUUGUUGGGUUUGGAUGGUGGCACAACGUCCACUGUUUGCAUUUGCAUGCCCAUGGUUCCCUUUUCUCACUCUCAGCUCCAAUCCCUUCCCAUCCUUGCUAGGGCUGUUGCUGGUUGCUCCAAUCACAAUAGUGUUGGAGAAAUUGCUGCAAGGGAAACGAUAGAGCAGGUUAUGGCAGAUGCCCUUUCAAAGUGUGGUUCGAAACGAUCUGCAGUUCGAGCUGUUUGUUUGGCUGUAUCUGGUGUUAACCAACCAACAGAUCAACAAAGAAUUCUCGGUUGGCUUAGCGAUAUAUUCCCAAGCCAUGUGAGAUUAUAUGUUCGGAAUGAUGCUGUGGCUGCUCUGGCUAGUGGAACAAUGGGUAAACUUCAUGGUUGUGUAUUAAUUGCCGGCACAGGGAGCAUUGCUUACGGAUUUACUGAAGAUGGAAAAGAGGCAAGGGCUGCAGGUGCAGGACCUGUCUUAGGUGACUGGGGCAGUGGAUAUGGAAUAGCUGCACAGGCGCUAACUGCAGUAGUAAGAGCACAUGAUGGUCGUGGUCCAAGUACAAUGCUUACAAGUAGUAUAUUACAAUCGCUUGGUCUUUCAUCCGCAGAAGAAUUAAUUGGAUGGACCUAUGCAGAUCCAUCUUGGGCCCGCAUUGCAGCACUUGUUCCAGUUGUAGUGACUUGUGCAGAGGCUGGGGAUGAGGUUGCAAAUAAGAUCUUGCUAGAAUCUGUUCAAGAGCUAGCUUCAAGUGUCAAAGCUGUUGUAGAGAGACUUGGAUUGUGUGGUCAAGAUGGAAAUAGUGCCUUUCCCCUUGUUAUGGUUGGUGGGGUUCUCGAAGCAAAUAGGAGGAGGUGGGAUAUAGGAAAAGAAGUAAUGAAUUGCAUUUCCAAAUACUUUCCUGGGGUAAUUCCCAUUAGACCAAAGGUGGAGCCUGCUGUGGGUGCGGCAUGGUUAGCUUGGAAUUUUUUCAUGAAAGAUUAUCAGAAGGCCUAUGCUUAGUUUCUUGAUGAUUAGAAGUGUAAUUACUCAAUGCCAAAGUGUGAAAAUCAUAUAGUUAAUUUACCAUCCAAAAUCUAUAUUGUUGUCAUUAUAUUAGCUCAUGGCACGUGGUAGGCUUAGUUUCUUCUGCCUACCAUAAGUUCGUACCUAUGCUUGUGUAAAUGAUUCAUAGUGGCAUAAACACGAAAGAGAAAUGUCUUCGUUGUCGUAUAAUUUUUAUUUUUUUUUAUCAUUAAUUGUUGUUAGAGAAUCAAGAUUAGCAUUUUGGCACCGUUAAUGGCUACGUAUAUAAUGUGAUUUCA
Messenger RNA from Cajanus cajan (pigeon pea), 1800 nucleotides. RefSeq names its product Actin-like ATPase superfamily protein. NCBI's taxonomy places the organism in Eukaryota, Viridiplantae, Streptophyta, Magnoliopsida, Fabales, Fabaceae. The record is from RefSeq and is a predicted model, not a curated record.